GAGGGGUGAAAACACACCAAGUUCUUAUUCGAGAAAUGUCAGUGAACAUGAACAGCCGAUUCUGAUAUCUUUGUUAAUACGUAAUAGUGCAUUUCGCUUCGAGAAAGAUGAGUCCUGGCUUGGGACACGAUCCUUUGUCAUCGUACAACAUCACUAUUCUUGGAAACACUGCUCUCUGCUUGUGGCAACAACCACAACAUAUUUUAUUUCAGUUGGCAAACUUCUGUUUUGCACUGUCAUAUUCAGCACCGUCUUCUAGAAAGGGGAUUGUGUUUAUGCAUUCAGUGUUAAUUCUAGGUUUUAUGUUACUGUCAGGAUGGGCUUGGCACGUGAUAUGCGCACCAGAUAUCUUCUCCUGGAACUUCAGCUUUUUAUUGCUCAAUAUCGGUCAAUUAGUCUACAUCAUUUAUCAGAUGAGACCCAUUAGAUUUGAUCCCGAAUUGGAGGAAGCUUAUCACACGCUCUUUUAUCCAUUCAAAGUUUCACGAUUGCAAUUCAAACGAUUAGUAUCGGCAGAAUUUGCGACGAUAAUGUCUCUCCACGCCGGUGAGGCGUAUGCGAUGCAAAACCUAACGAGAACAGAUAGAUUAGGUUUGCUCUUGACUGGCAAAGUUAAUGUCUUGAGCGAUACUAAUUUUCUACAUCCCAUAUUGCCCUGCGAAUUUCUGGAUUCACCGGAAUUCGAAAGUUCCCGAGCUUCUGUCGAUGAUAAAUUUAAGGUAUCUAUCAUAGCAGCGAGUUCCUGCAGAUAUUUAUAUUGGCAAAGAACAGCCUUGGAAUAUCUGCUUGUGAAGGAAACUUAUCUUGCAACUAUCUUAACCACGCUAGUAGCAAGAGAUAUUGCAACAAAACUGUAUGCAAUGAAUAAUAAGAUAGUUACAGACAAGGGAUCGCACUUGGACAUUCGCCUUCCUACAAUUAGUGCUGGUUUAGGCAUCAGCGGCGAAUAUAGAAGUCCUCGAGCGUACAGACAGGCUCUGAUCCGCAGGAAAGAAGCUAAGCCAACAUCUAACAACGGUAUUUGUUAUAACGUUAGCAACGUCAAGUCCAAAGAACGCGCAGCGAAUAAUUUAACGAAGAAGGGUGCGCCGAAUAUGGAACCUCUUCCGGAACUACCGUCCUGCGAUGACCUGGCCUCCAGUGGUGUGGAAAGCUGGUUGGAUUCCUCCAGCAAGUAUCAUAGUUGUGAAAUCGUCGACGAGGAAUAGCAUUACGCCUCCUACUCGAAUUACGAGAGUUUGCUCGGUGACGCUGAGGAUGCCGAGCACGAUGUACAGCUCUUCGACUACAAGAACGCGGAUUGUUGGAAGUCAUAUGACGACUAACGAUAAAAAAGUGGCGGUAAAUAAAAGCGCACGCUUUUACUUCCGUUCAGCGCGUUUACAUUGUUGGACUUUAAUAAAACCGCCAAGAUGCGGUUAAAUUUUAAAGUAUAUAAUACUAAAAAUGUCAUAAUUUUAGACACAUAUCCCUUGAAUUUUUGCUAGUAAAUUCAUCACUAGAAUUCAUCAAAGAAUAUAUUCCUACUAACUGCAAUAUUGAUAUAUAUUCUGUAGAUUUGUUGCCCAGCAACGAAAUUUGCAACGAAGGCACCUUUUGAAAAGUAUGCAUAUAAUGUAAAUUUAAUAUGCUUUGUACAUAUUUGUAAAUAUUCAACUUGACGACGAACUCGGAGAAUGAAAAUUCUAGUCUGAGAAGAAAGGAAACGAAAAUAUUUAAAUGAAUUUUCGAAAAAAGCUAAAUGUAAGUAAAUCUAAUGUUUAUAAGUAAAUGCACACAAAUGCGCCUAUAAAAAUGUUUGUAAAUAAUCAUGAUCGAUCAAAGAGGAUCGAGUGAAACAAGAAUUUCUUAUUAAAAAGAUUUUUACAAAAAAUAUAAGAAAAAUA
Nylanderia fulva is the source of this 1886-nucleotide messenger RNA. Its product is annotated as popeye domain-containing protein 3. Gene Ontology annotation, molecular function: cAMP binding. Gene Ontology annotation, cellular component: sarcolemma. The record is from RefSeq and is a predicted model, not a curated record. Gene Ontology annotation, biological process: skeletal muscle tissue development; regulation of membrane potential; striated muscle cell differentiation. Lineage: Eukaryota; Metazoa; Arthropoda; Insecta; Hymenoptera; Formicidae.